AUGCCACCGGUGAGGAAGUCAAGGAGUGUGAACAAGCGUUUCACCCAUGAAGAUUCCCCAGGAAAAGAUGCUGGGAAGUCGAGGAAAAAUAAGCAGCGUAAGAAGAAAUUGGCUGACAAGCUUGGACCUCAGUGGAGCAGAGAAGAGCUUGAGCGUUUCUAUGACGCUUACCGCAAGUACGGGCAUGACUGGAGAAAGGUGGCUGCUGCAAUUCGGCAUAGCAGGUCUGUUGACAUGGUGGAAGCCCUUUUUAAUAUGAAUCGGGCAUAUUUAUCUCUCCCCGAGGGAACUGCCUCUGUAGCUGGCCUUAUUGCCAUGAUGACAGAUCAUUACAGUGUCAUGGAAGGGAGUGGCAGUGAAGGAGAAGGCCAUGAUGCUUCAGAAGUACCUAGAAAACAGCAGAAGCGCAAACGUGCCAAACCUCAGCUUAGUGAUUCUCGAGAGGAAGCUGAUAUGCAACAUUCAAUUGCGUCAACAGAUGGAUGUCUCACGUUUUUGAAACAAGCACGGGCGAAUGGAACACAGCGACAUGCCACUGGCAAGCGUACACCUCGGUUUCCUGUACAAACUUCACACAUGAGGGAUGAAAGAGAUGGCUCUACUCCACCAAAUAAAAGAGCCAGAAAGCAACUCAAUGCGAAUGAUGAUGUUGCACAUUUUUUAGCUUUAGCAUUAACAGACGCAUCGAGGAGGGGAGGGUCUUCAAAAGUUGCUGAAUCACCAAGUCGAAGAACAGAACUCAGCGACAGCUCACCAAUAAAGGGCUGGGGGAAAAUAUCGCGAACGAGAAAAGUUCAUCCGAAGUACCGUGACAGCUCCAUGUAUGAGGAGCUGGUGGGAAGUAGCCGAGAGAGGAAGCUUGAAUCGGAUAGAGAUGCUGCGUUGCUGAUGGAUAUGGAGGGGGUUGGAGAAAUGGAAGUCCCGCGGAAGGGGAAAAGGGUCUACAAGAAAAGAGUGAAAGUCGAAGAAGCAGAUUCUGAUGACAAUGGAGAAGCGUGCAGUGCUACUGAGGGACUCAGAAAUAAAUCACAGAGACGAAAGGCAGGUGUUGAAGCCUCAAGAGAGAAGUAUUCGCCGCGCAGCCCUAAGAAAAGAGAUAACAAACUUACCUCCGGAGAUGAAUUUGAUGCUCUGCAAGCGCUGGCUGAGCUGUCAGCUUCAUUGCUUCCGGCAACAAUGAUGGAAUCAGAAUCAUCUGCUCAGUUGAAGGAAGAAAGAACAGAAAACGACAUGGACGAGAAAUCUAGCUCACCGGAAGCUACAUCCACAAGCAGUCAUGGGGAAAAGGCAAAUGCAGAACCAGAUGAUGGUCCGCUUCAGGCAAUGUCUGCAAUUAAGAAAGCUUACUCUAGAAAACCAAAACCUUCAAGACAUGCAUCCACUGAUUGUAAUGCUGUUCCCACGGGGCCUACUAGUGGCAGUUUAAGAAGAAAACGUAAACCAAAGGUGCUAGGUGAUGAAGAUCCAACAGAUUCUAGUCAGAACAAAUCCAUAAACAAGAAGGAAUUGGCUCAAGAAGAGCAUAAUAUGAAGUCUUUUAUUAGAACAAAACGCGCUGGUCAAGGUCCCCCUCAGUCAAAACAGUUGAAAACUGUUAAGGCGUUGGAGGAAACUUCUACAAUUUCCGAUAAGAAAAGAUCUGUGAUGGAUGUAGAAGUGUCAACUAAACAAGCUUCUGAUUCGGGUCCAGCCAGUUUACCGCCAAAAACACCAAACAGGCGUAAGAUAAGUCUGAAGAAAAGUUUACAAGAAAGGGCUAAAUCUUCUGAAAUCACUCAUAAAGCUUCGCGUAGCUCCAGAUCUCUUUCAGAGAAGGAGUUGUUAUCCAAGGAUAUGCUUUCUACUUCUCUGUCGUAUCCCUUGGCACGUCGAAGGUGCAUAUUUGAAUGGUUUUACAGUGCUAUCGACCAUCCCUGGUUUGCGAAGAUGGAGUUUGUCGAUUACCUAAAUCACGUGGGACUUGGUCACAUUCCAAGACUUACUCGUCUUGAAUGGAGCGUCAUUAAAAGUUCCCUUGGUAGACCCCGAAGAUUCUCUGAGAGAUUCUUACAGGAAGAGCGGGAGAAACUCAAACAGUACCGUGAAUCUGUGAGAAAGCAUUAUACAGAUCUUCGAACAGGUGUUAGGGAAGGGCUUCCUACAGAUUUGGCUCGUCCAUUAUCAGUUGGGAAUAGAGUUAUUGCAAUCCAUCCCAAAACACGAGAGAUUCAUGAUGGGAAAAUUCUCACUGUUGACCAUAACAAAUGCAAUGUUCUGUUUGACGACUUGGGCGUUGAGUUAGUUAUGGACAUUGAUUGCAUGCCUACAAAUCCACUGGAAUACAUGCCAGAGGGUCUAAGGAGGCAAAUUGAUAAGUGCUUGUCCAUAAAGAAAGAACCACAGCUAAGCGGGAAUUCAAACGUUGGUGUGUCUGUUAUAUUCCCUCCAUGCGGACUUGAAGGUGUUGGCUUUGCCGUGAAUCCUCCUCUGAAUCAGGGUGAUAUGAGUGCUCCCGCUCUGCAUGGUAAAGUAUCGAGCAACGCUAGUAGUCCACAUCAGACUGAUCAGUCAUUUAUCGUAAACUAUCGCAAAGCAAGAGAAGUUGAGUAUCAACGAGCACUUGCGCUACAGAAUGCUUUAGAUGAAAAGGAAAUGGAGCCAGAGAUGCUAGAAAUUGUCAAUGGUUCAAAGACAAGAGCGCAAGCAAUGGUGGAUGCAGCUAUUAAGGCUGCAUCAUCUGUGAAGGAAGGAGAAGAUGCGAGCAAAAUGAUCCAAGAAGCCUUAGACUUGAUUGGCAAACAUCAGCCGUUACAUCGGUCUACUAUGUCCAAACACCACGAGCAUGCAAAUGGACGAACAGAGCAUCAUCACAACCCGUCUCCCUCAGACGCAUCAGAGCCUAUGGCUAACAACGAUUCCAUCUCACAAGAUGGUUCAGAGAAAAACGAGGCUCAAAUGCCUUCAGAGCUAAUCACCUCCUGUGUUGCCACUUGGCUCAUGAUUCAGAUGUGCACGGAGAGACAUUACCCUCCAGCUGAUGUGGCACAGCUUAUAGACACAGCAGUCACGAGCUUGCAGCCUCGAUGCCCCCAGAACUUACCCAUCUACAGAGAAAUCCAAACGUGCAUGGGACGAAUCAAGACUCAAAUCCUGGCUCUAGUACCAACUUGA
Microthlaspi erraticum is the source of this 3150-nucleotide messenger RNA. Lineage: Eukaryota; Viridiplantae; Streptophyta; Magnoliopsida; Brassicales; Brassicaceae. The record is from the annotation of a GenBank genome assembly.